AUGUGGUCCCAAUUAGCUGCACUCUGCCUGAUAGUGGCCAGUAUUGAAGGUCAUCCAACUGCAGUAUCAUAUCAGUCUCGUACAGAUGGUCACAGUCACCACCACCAUGGAGUACAACAUAUUGAACACCACGGCCUGCAUCCAAUUAACCACCAUGUAAUCCAGCACAGUGGACACAUAGGCAUCUUGAACAAUCACGGCCGCGAUCACGGACAUUGGGAUCAUGUAUCGUCACACCCUUCUUACAAGUUCUCGUACCAAGUGUCUGAUCCGCACACUGGAGACCACAAGUCGCAGACAGAGUGGCGACAUGGCGACGUAGUGAAGGGCACUUACUCCCUCGUGGAGCCUGACGGCAACGUGCGGACUGUUCAUUACACAGCUGAUGAUCACCGUGGUUUCAAUGCUGAUGUUCAUCACACGACGCAUCAUCAUCAUCCACAUCAUUCUGUUCAUCAUCAUCGUGGUCAUCACCAUUAA
Molecule: messenger RNA, 480 nt
Organism: Achroia grisella
Lineage: Eukaryota; Metazoa; Arthropoda; Insecta; Lepidoptera; Pyralidae
Product: adult-specific cuticular protein ACP-20-like
Exons: 4
Coding region: 1-480 (159 amino acids)
Cellular component (GO): extracellular matrix
Source: RefSeq, a predicted model, not a curated record